AUGACUGGGGUGAAGGAGCAACUGAACGCGUGGCUGCUCAGGUGGAAUCAUGAUCUUGAUGGGGUGAUGCUGUCGUACUCCAGUCCAAUCCUGGAGUCCACUCAGGCUCGCAUCCACCCCUACUUUCCUUACUUCCAUGUGGAUGUGGCGGCAAAUGUGGAUCUAUUUUCUCCUGCGCCGGGCCAGCUAAUAACUGGCCAGGUGAACAAGAUUGGGGCGGACUACAUUGGGCUCUUGGUGCUGGGCAUCUUCAAUGCAGCCAUCGGCCACCAGAACAUCAGAGCAGAGUUCCAGCACAGCGCUGCGGAUAACAGCUGGGUGAGCAGAAGGGAGACCAGCCAUCGCAUCGAAGAGGGGACAAAUGUCAUCUUCACUGUGCAUACGGUGCAGAAUGAAGGGGACUUCUUCAGCUUGACGGGGAAGUUGGAUGGGGCAUGGACGGGCGCAGUGGGGCACACUGCACCCCAGAUACCUGAUGAGGAGCACCGCAAGAAGAAGAAGAGAAAGGCUGAUGCUGCACAGCUGCGGGCUGAUGCCACGCCUCAGGCCCAGCAACAGCCUGCCAACAACAUGAAGAGGCACAAGGGCGCUAAGUCUGCAUCUGCCGCAAAGCCCGCACAGCCUGCAGCCGCAGUUGCUGCUGCCGCAGCUGUCAGCAGCGCUGAAAGGCCAAAGAAGGAGAAGAAGCACAAGGUGUAUGGGAAUGGCGUGCAUGACGCUGUGGCUGCAGGACCUACCCGGACGUCUGAUGCAGGUCCAGCAGUGAAGAAGGAGCCUGAGGAAGUACCCAGAAGCAACGCUGUUCCGUACAUUAAGACGGAGGCGGCUGCACCCGGAUCAGAAUCCUUGGAAAAAAAGAAGAAGAAGAAAAAGAGGAGGGACAAAGAUGCCCACACAGAGGGACCUCCGCCAAGCAGCACAGCCACUAUCAAGUCGGAGCCAAAGCCCAAUGCCUGAAGAGCGCAGGGAGACCUGAUUUGUUGACAAAUAAGUGAGAAAACCUCUUUGCUUGAUGUUGCUCUGUGGUGUCCUUAGACAUGCAGACCAUCUUUAUGUGACAUCAUGUAACAUGUGUGAGAGCUCAUUC
Coccomyxa subellipsoidea C-169 is the source of this 1087-nucleotide messenger RNA. RefSeq lists its product as hypothetical. Bases 1 to 957 code for a protein of 318 amino acids. The record is from RefSeq and is a predicted model, not a curated record. Gene Ontology annotation, biological process: DNA-templated transcription initiation. Lineage: Eukaryota; Viridiplantae; Chlorophyta; Trebouxiophyceae; Coccomyxaceae. Gene Ontology annotation, cellular component: RNA polymerase I complex. The transcript has 8 exons.